Molecule: messenger RNA, 942 nt
Organism: Erinaceus europaeus (western European hedgehog)
Lineage: Eukaryota; Metazoa; Chordata; Mammalia; Eulipotyphla; Erinaceidae
Product: olfactory receptor 52J3-like
Exons: 1
Coding region: 7-942 (311 amino acids)
Biological process (GO): G protein-coupled receptor signaling pathway
Cellular component (GO): membrane
Molecular function (GO): olfactory receptor activity; G protein-coupled receptor activity
Source: RefSeq, a predicted model, not a curated record
GGCAAGAUGUCCCCCAGCAACACCUCCACUUUCCACCCAGACACCUUUUUUCUUACAGGUAUCCCGGGACUUGAGGAUUCCCAUGGCUGGAUCUCCCUGCCUUUUUGUUCCAUUUACUUAAUGGCUCUGCUGGGCAAUAUUACAAUUUUGCUGAUUCUCUGGUCAGAUCAUUCUCUUCGAGAGCCCAUGUUUUACUUCCUGGCCAUCUUAUCAGCCAUAGACCUGGCCCUGUCCACAUCCUCAGUGCCCCGGAUGCUGGGUAUCUUCUGGUUCAACGCGCAUGAAAUUGGUUUCGGAGCCUGUGUGACCCAGAUGUUUCUCAUACACACCUUCACAGGCAUGGAGUCUGCUGUUCUGCUGGCAAUGGCUUUUGACCGCUAUGUGGCUAUCUGUGCCCCGCUCCACUAUACGACCGUCUUGACACCCCGUGUGCUAGCAGGCAUCGGAGUGGGUAUAGUAAUGCGUCCAGUCCUGCUCAUGCUUCCCAUUCUCUACCUCACCUACCGCCUGCCCUUCUGUGAGGCUCGAGUUAUCGCCCAUUCUUACUGUGAGCACAUGGGCAUUGUGAAGCUGGCCUGCGCUAGCAUUAAAAUCAAUGCUAUUUAUGGACUCUUUGUGGCUUCCUUUCUUAUUCUGGAUGUGGCCUUAGUUGGAAUCUCUUAUGCAUACAUCCUCCGGGCCGUCUUCCGCCUCCCAUCUAGAGACGCUCGUCACAAAGCCCUGAAUACAUGUGGUUCACAUGUUGGCGUCAUGUGUGUUUUCUAUACACCCUCUCUCUUCUCCUUCCUCACUCACCGAUUUGGGAAAACAAUCCCUCGUUAUGUGCAUAUCCUUGUCGCCAAUCUCUAUGUGGUCAUCCCACCGGCCCUCAAUCCCAUUAUCUAUGGUGUGAGGACAAAGCAGAUUCGUGAGUGUGUGAUCCGAGCUUUCACAGCAAAGUAG